Brenthis ino (lesser marbled fritillary) is the source of this 252-nucleotide messenger RNA. The record is from the annotation of a GenBank genome assembly. NCBI's taxonomy places the organism in Eukaryota, Metazoa, Arthropoda, Insecta, Lepidoptera, Nymphalidae.
AUGGUACGUGUUACUGCAAUACUAUCCAGAGUUCCUGUUAUUAAAUUUCGAAAAGGAGUGGGUUCAGCCAAUGCUCCUGCGGCUCACUCGUCUCCAGCAAGUCCUGGUUCUGCAGCUCAAGCACCUGUGCGAGCCCAACCUGCUGCAGCUAUGAGUAGUGCUACUAUUUCUGACAUAGACCUGCCCUUACGCUACAGACGGCGACCUAUUUCCCAGGAGGAGAUUGAUUAUAUUAAUGGAGGAGGAGUUGUU